AUGGCCACCGCCAUCGACUCGAUCAAGGAGGGCGAGCUGCGAGAGAUUUUCAAAGAUUUUGAUAAGAAUGGCGAUGGAAGGAUUACGUGUGAAGAGCUGGAGAUGGCAUUAUUGCGACUAGGGGAACGCCCAUCUAAUACAAAAAUCGGCCAGCUUAUUCAGCAGGCUGAUACUGACGGAAACGGCGUGAUCGAUAUCGAUGAAUUCCUGUCGGUGUGGCGACGUCAGAUGGCCGAGCCGAACGAACAGCGCGAGCUGGCCGAGGUCUUUAGCGUUUUUGACGUCGAUGGUGAUGGGUUAAUCUCGGAAAGUGAUCUCAAUCAGCUGUUCCUCAGCCUCGGCCGGCCUAUACACGAGCAAGAAGCCUUCGACAUGUUGAUAUUGGCCGACAUCGACCAGGACGGCCAGGUCGAUUUCCAAGAAUUCUGCGCCUACAUGAAGCGGGGCGCCGCGUUGAGC
Mesorhabditis spiculigera is the source of this 459-nucleotide messenger RNA. The record is from the annotation of a GenBank genome assembly. NCBI's taxonomy places the organism in Eukaryota, Metazoa, Nematoda, Chromadorea, Rhabditida, Rhabditidae.